UCGUACAAUUUUCAUACCGCGCGUGCAUUUCCCGCGUACGAGUUUAGUCAUGUUCAGACGCAUUUUCACGUUGUUUUGCAUUGCACUUGUUGGCUUUUGCAGACAGCGGCUCGCGAGUAUUGCACAUAACAAAUGCCCACGCAAUAAUCGGACGAACGUCUUCUCGUUGUUAAGGUGCAGAUUUAUCGGAACGACAUGAUAGUCGAAGUUUUCCAAUAAUCAGCAGAUCAGAUCGCAACAGUGCAUGUGUAUUGGACGCGAAGAGCAGUAGCAGUGUUCGUCUGCCCAUAUCAUACAGACUCGCGAUCCGUUGGCGUUCGAGGCGGGUACAACACAAAUCGCGAGCAUGAUCGUCGGCGACCGUUGAACGGCGAUGAACGACGACGAAGACAGCGGUGGCAGCAGCAGCAGCAGCAGCCCCGGUGGUGGUGCAGACGGACGGCGAUCGGUCCGGCACCACGGCAAGCACCACAAAAUGGCUCCGCCGAACAGAUGGCCGGCCGCCGGUGGAUCGGCAGCGGUGGCAUCGGUGGCCGACGUCGUUCGUCCGGCCGCGGUCGUCGCGGGCCGCCAUCACCGCCGGCACGACGUGUUGGUCGCUGCGGUCGGCGGCAACGACACGGCGGCCAGGUCACCACAGCCACCACCGCCGCACGUGAUGCAACACGCCGCGCCGGACAGCAUGUGCUACACGACCAACGAAGUGCUAGUCAUAAUCGCCGUCACGUGUUUCCUGAAUUUUGCGUUCAUAUUGCUCAUCAUGACGUGCGUGCACUGCUUCACGGACCCGUCGCAUCACAAGAAAUUCGGAUCGGUGGCGUACGCCGAACUCGGCGACGAGCUGUUCGACUCGGACAUGAUCGACAGCGACACGGUGACGCUGCUGAACCCGACCAAAUCGUCGCGGGACGCACUGGACUACGCUUACGAGAAGAAAAACGGGUUCGGCGAAUGCGAUUUGGAGUCGUGCCCCCCGUACCGGAGCUUGAUACGCGACCACCGGUGCAAGUCCCGGAGGAAAUCCGAAGACGACUUGCUCGGCGCCGCGUUCGAAUGACCACGAUGGGCGGUCGCCCCGGACCGGUGCCGGGCGCGGUCCGACAUGUUCGCGUUGAAGACGCUGGGUCGAGUGGAAAAGAGAACGCACCGUCGUCGGUUCGGCGGGACCAAAUGGGCGACGGGGCCACGCCACAAUAAGUACUCUGCCGUGACUUAGACGAGUCCGUCGUCGCACAAUACAAUAAUUUUAAUAUAAAGUACGAGCCCCCGCCCAUCCUGUCAAAUGUCGUUGUCGACCUGACCUGUAAUAAUAAUAUGUAUCGUCCACGUUUGCGCGACUCGUGUCCGGUCCAAAAACCUAGAUUUUUGACUUGAAAUCGUGUACAGAGUGAUUCACUGAGCAUGCUCGCCUACUUUUCUGAUGACGCGGCUAUUCUAAGUCUGAUUUUUUGACAUUUUUCGAUGUACGCACGCAAAGACCACGUUUUUAACUUCUUGAAUUUUUCCUUCUUUCUUUGUUCCACUUAAGGAGUUUAUUGCAGCACUACAAACUUUUAAAUGACAACUCUUUUUUUCCACUGUAAAUUAUUUUAGUAAGUAACCGACAUUUAAAUACCUGAAAAACUAUUGACACGGUCGUGUCGCACGAAUACCGCGAUCUCACCCGCUAGACUCGUUCGAUAAUCAAUCGGGACGCCCGAGCGAUUAAUCGAACCAGUUUCUGAGUCGGCGAUGAGCCCCGAAGCUCCCGCGGCAUGGGUGGCGACCGCCGAGAGCUUCGGCGGCAUUUGUCUGUUGUUAACCGUUCGUUACGACCGAUCUCCGCCCGCCACCGUCUUUACGCAGUCCGUGUAUUUUCCGCGACUUGUUGCGAAACCUUAUCUUUUAUUUAUUUCGUUUUUCAACGAUCGAGACUUUUAUUGUUAUACCUAUUCUUUGUGUUUUUUUUUUGGUUGCCAUAUAUUUUACUUACGACCUGAACUACCGCACUUGCGUGACCUUUACCUUUGUUAUUAUUAUUAUUAUUAUAAGUGGUGUCAAUAUCGUAUCCAACUUGUUCUUUUGUUUUUAUUAUUUCUUUCAUAUUGCCUACUUAGUUUCGUUUGUUUCUCCUAUCAUUAUUCCUAUUGUAUUGUGCAUCGUGACACUAUUUGUUCGAACUUCGAAUUUGUUACGACAAAAUUUAAAAUAACUAUAACCACUAAAUAAUUUAGAGUAAAAAGAGAGGAGUUCUCAUUUGAAAAACGGAAAUUUUUAUUGCUGCAAGACACUCUUAAUAAAUUAAAACAAUAAAUAACAGAAUUUGAAAAUAUGGUUUUUAAGUAUGUUUAAAAAUUCAAAAAAACGGAUUCGAAUAAGUUUAUUAUGAAAUGAAAAAGUGGGGAUGAGUCUGCUUAAUGAAUUAUCCUAUAUUUUAAAAGACUAUAGUAUCUUCUACCGUAUAUACCUACUAAAUAUUCUGAAAAUAUCCAUAUCACAUCUAUACUUAUAAUUUUAAAAAUUUAACCGCAAUCAAACAUUCUAAACUGUUAUGGAUUCAGUUUUAUCCCUACUUGGGACUCGAAUCUUCAUGGUAGUAACCCAUAUAUCUAGUUGAUUUUUUAUUUUUUAAAACCAUCUUCACUUUUAUAAUACAUCGAAUAAUAUAUAAUAAAUUCAUCAAGUAAAUAUAGCUAUUUAUACACGGAAAUUAAUUUUUUUAUAAAGGGCCUCCAAUAUCAGUAGUUUUAUUAACCCCUAGAUGCCCUACCUAACCUGAAGCUGACACGACGUGUGUUUACAAGAUUCCUCAAAAUCACACAUCAAAAAUUCCAAUUAUAAUUUUAAACAAUAUAAGAUCUACUAUACCUAUCUCGUUAUCGUCUGGCGCUUGUCUAACAUUUAUCCACUUAAACCCGUUUUAUGGAAAAAACAAGACGUCUACUGAAAAAAAAAACGCAAUCUGACAUCUUGUACUGUACCUAUAAGUACAUUACUCCCAGGCGUUUUUCAUAAUGAAAAUGAUAUUACGAAAGACACAUUGAACACUGCAUCAUAGAAUAACUGUGCCGAUCGAGAAUUUUACCUUUUUCAGAUGGUCAUCAUUAGUGUGUAAAUUGUAUUCUUAAUUUACCCCUACCCCUUGUAAGUACCUGAUUUCAAAAAUCACAAAUCUCAUACCCUGUUGAUAGGUUUUUAAUAUUCAAUAUUAAUUACGUGUGUAGGUACAUUAUUUAUGUCAGGUGUUUCAUAUACAUUAUUGUACUAUAUAAUAUAGCUAAAUAUUAUAAUGAUUAUAUAUAUAUAUAUGUUCGUGGUAUAAACUAUAUAUACGAAUAUCAAUAAAAAUAUACAAAACUGUUUUAAAUCGACUGGAUUUACCUGUCAAUAACUUAGCGAUAUGUUGUAAACCGUUUAGAAAUAUUAAUCGAAUCUCAUAUUAUCAUUGUUUUUUUUUUCAAUAAUAAUACGUAUAUUAACUGAAUUCAUUUAAUUAUAAUAUUAUAUUACUGCGGUUUAUUGUACGUGUAGGUGUACUCGUGAACAUACAAAACACAUUUUAUCCCGUGAAAUAUAGCAUUUAAUUUUAAAAGUAGUUAUAGUUGUCUCUCUAUUAAUGACGCUAAUUUACGAAACUAAAAGUAGUUUAAAAUUAUUUUUUUUUGUCCUAAAAAAUCAUUGAUCAAUGAUCGAUUGAUUUAAUUGUAUAUGAAUUAACAAAUCCUUAAUUUAUUAUGUAAUAUUAUAUUUGUGUAAUUAAUAAAUACUUACCUGUGGUAUACUUUA
Messenger RNA from Aphis gossypii (cotton aphid), 3765 nucleotides. RefSeq lists its product as uncharacterized. The transcript has 5 exons. The record is from RefSeq and is a predicted model, not a curated record. Lineage: Eukaryota; Metazoa; Arthropoda; Insecta; Hemiptera; Aphididae. Bases 374 to 1057 code for a protein of 227 amino acids.